UUGAGGUCAACGUAGAUCGGGCCAUUUACGGCCAGGGGCAGUACAAGUUCUUCACCUUCCUUGAAAUGUGGCGCUGGUACAGCCUGCAUAAACGCUACCAGGCUGACCCACAAGCUGUGAGUGAACAAGAAAGGAAGACGGUGCGGGAUGCUCAUGCCGCUGUGAAGCAGUGGCUGCUAAAAAAGGAGGGUGACAUCACCACCAAGUCCCUCAAGCGCUUCCGGCUGUACAUUUUGGAGAAAGAGAAGUCUCAGUCGGGCGCAGCACAUCCUGCUGCCACUCCAUCUGCUCCUCCUACAGCCACUCCAUCGGCUGCUGCACCUGCUGCCGCUGCUCCAUCUUGCGCGUGGAGGUGUGAUGAUGAUGACCACAUGCUGGAUGCCCUCGUCCCCUUUGAGAGUAGUCAAGGGAAGCCAGCUGACGAGCUGUCCACCAGCCAGCCACAGCCUCCUGCUGCCGCUGCUCCUCCUGCGUCUCCUGAGCCUCCACUCCUCGCUGCAUCUGAGAAGCGGGCCAAGAAGUCCGCCAAGAGUCAGACACAGAAGACCGCACCGGCCUCCAAGUCCGCAAAGAGUCAGACACAGCAGCCAGCGCCGCCGUCGCCCAGUCAGCCUGCGGCCAAACCGUCCUCCAGGUCCACAAAGCGUCAGACACAGCAGCCCAAGCCAUCCACCGAGCAGCCUGCGCCCAAACCGCCCUCCAGGACCUCCAAGCGUCAGACACAGCAGCCAGCGCCAUCCUCGCCCAGUCACCUGAGACGUCCACCAGCCUGCUCCUGA
This is a messenger RNA of Alosa sapidissima (American shad), 779 nucleotides long. RefSeq names its product extensin-like. The record is from RefSeq and is a predicted model, not a curated record. The coding region runs from base 66 to 779 and encodes 237 amino acids. NCBI's taxonomy places the organism in Eukaryota, Metazoa, Chordata, Actinopteri, Clupeiformes, Clupeidae. The transcript is spliced from 3 exons.